UGCAGACGCAUGUGAAAAGCCACCGUGGUCCUCGUGGAACUCCAUCUAUCCAUCUAUCCGCGCCGGGAAGGGACGAGGUCACGCCAUUAAAAAACCAGCGCGGGACCGCGCUCCCGCGACCUCGAGGAUCUCGAAUCCCGGGAGAACCAUCCCUGCGCCGAGCUCUGAUCCGGCAACAAGUGGCCGGCUUGAUUCGAUUCGACUGGCUGUUUGUUUUACCCGCCACCACCACCUCUGCCGCUCCUCGGUUGUUUUCUUGACGCUGCCGACGGACCGUCCGUCCAUCCACCCCCACCUCGGGGCUUACCGUCCCCCGCUGUCGCGUUUAGAUUAAUCAAUGCGGGCGGGGCUAAUGGCGUGCGCCAGUGGACACUGACUGACCUCCGCACCACACCCACAUGACCCGUCGUGGGGGGGAAGGUGACCAGGUGAGGUGAGCCGCGCAGAGGUGCGUGCGUGCGAGACCGCCAAGGGCAACCAGCCAAGAACGAGGGCUCCUUCUUUCUUGCUCCUGCAUGCACUGUGGGAGAAGGUGAGGGACUGAGGAGAGGAGGAGACGGCGCUGUCGGUGGCGGCGACGGUCUGCGGCGGCGGCGGCCACCAUGAGCUGGAGGAAAGCCGGAGGCGAUGGAGGCGUGUCCAAGCGGUGGGCCGUGCUCCUCUGCCUCGGGAGCUUCUGCCUCGGCCUGCUCUUCACCAACAGAAUGUGGACACUGCCUGAGGCAACUGAGGUUCCACUACCCAAUCAAAGCGUCGAGGAAGGCAAAGCUCUAGUUGCUGCAGAUUGUGGUUCAAAAAAGGUUCAAGAACUGCAAAAAUAUAAAGAUGUGUUACCAGAUCAAGAUACUCAUCAUGAUGUACAGACACUAGAUAAGACAAUAGCGACCUUGGAGACGGAACUCUCGGCUGCUAGAACCCUGCAAGAGUCAUUGCUCAACGGUUCCCCUGUUUCAGAAGACUUCAAAGUUUCUGAGUCGAUUGGGAGGAGAAAGUACCGUAUGGUCAUUGGCAUCAAUACCGCUUUUAGCAGUCGCAAGAGAAGAGAUUCCAUACGUUACACCUGGAUGCCUCGAGGUGAGAAAAGGAAACAACUUGAAGAACAGAAGGGGGUCAUAAUUCGGUUUGUCAUUGGUCACAGUGCUAUAGCAGGCGGAAUUAUUGAUAGAGCAAUUGAAGCAGAGGACAGGAAACAUGGGGAUUUCAUGAAGAUAGAUCAUGUCGAAGGAUACCUUGCCCUAUCUGGCAAAACUAAGACAUACUUUGCUACAGCUGUUUCAUUAUGGGAUGCAGAUUUUUAUGUGAAAGUUGAUGACGACGUGCAUGUGAACAUAGCAACGCUUGGACAGAUAUUGUCCAAACAGGCAUGGAAGCCAAGAGUAUAUAUGGGGUGCAUGAAAUCUGGCCCUGUCCUAUCUGAAAAGGGUGUGAGAUACUAUGAGCCUGAGCAUUGGAAAUUCGGCGAGCCAGGAAAUAAGUACUUCCGACAUGCUACCGGUCAAUUAUACGCCAUUUCAAAAGAUCUAGCAACCUACAUAUCUAUAAACAAGCACGUCCUGCACAAGUAUAUAAACGAGGACGUUUCGCUAGGAUCUUGGUUCCUCGGGUUAGAUGUUGAGCACAUUGAUGACCGGAGACUCUGUUGCGGUACUCCACCCGACUGCGAAUGGAAAGCUCAGGCAGGGAACACCUGCGCGGCGUCAUUCGACUGGAAGUGCAGCGGCAUAUGCAACUCGGAAGGCAGGAUCUGGGAGGUGCACAAUAAGUGCGCCGAGGGCGACAAGGCGCUGUGGAAUUCCACUUUCUAGCGCGACCGGAACCCUGACUGAAGCAGAGGAAGCUCUCCUCUCCUGUCCUGUUUGUUAGUUGUUGUAUACUAGAUCGCCCCACGGUGCCGUGUAUGUAAUUCAUCCUGUAGGUAUAGCUGUGGUUUUGACCGUGGGACUGGCUGACACCGACGAAGCGGACCACAAUUUUACGUAGCGUCUGUCCGCCGGUGGCGCCGAAGGCGAAGGCGAAGAAGGGUAUCCGAGCUAGCCGUCGCCGCAUUCUUUUGGUGGAUAAAAUGUUGCAGGUGGCCAUUCUGUACCGAUCUCCUGUGCUGUUUGGCUACCACAGAUGUAUGACCGAAAUAAAACGUCCCUGAAUCCUGCAUUUCAGUGCAUUCUGGACUAGUUUUGGGUUUUGUAACAGCUGAGGCUCACUCUAAAUGAAAGGGAAAACUCAUGAUCUGCCGUUCCAAAUA
Aegilops tauschii subsp. strangulata is the source of this 2242-nucleotide messenger RNA. Its product is annotated as probable beta-1,3-galactosyltransferase 2. Gene Ontology annotation, molecular function: galactosyltransferase activity. The record is from RefSeq and is a predicted model, not a curated record. Gene Ontology annotation, cellular component: Golgi membrane. NCBI's taxonomy places the organism in Eukaryota, Viridiplantae, Streptophyta, Magnoliopsida, Poales, Poaceae.